Molecule: messenger RNA, 469 nt
Organism: Nycticebus coucang (slow loris)
Lineage: Eukaryota; Metazoa; Chordata; Mammalia; Primates; Lorisidae
Product: riboflavin kinase-like
Exons: 1
Coding region: 1-408 (135 amino acids)
Biological process (GO): riboflavin biosynthetic process; FMN biosynthetic process
Cellular component (GO): mitochondrion
Molecular function (GO): riboflavin kinase activity
Source: RefSeq, a predicted model, not a curated record
AUGCCCCAGGCAGACGGUGACAUGAGGCACCUGCCUUAUUUCUGCCGGGGCCAAAUGGUGCGGGGCUUCAGCUGGGGCUCCAAGCAACUGGGCAUCCCCACAGCUAACUUUCCUGAACAAGUAGUAGAUAAUCUCCCAGCUGAUGUAUCCACUGGCAUUUACUAUGGUUGGGCCAGUGUUGGAAGUGGAGAUGUCCAGAAGAUGGUGGUGAGCAUAGGCUGGAAUCCAUACUACAAGCAUACAAAAAAGUCCAUGGAAACUCAUAACAUGCAUACCUUUAAAGAGGACUUCUAUGGGGAAAUCCUCAAUGUGGCUAUUUUUGGCUACCUCAGACCAGAAAAGAAAUUUGAUUCUUUAGAGUCACUUAUUUCAGCAAUUCAAGGUAUUAUUGAAGAAGCUAAGAAAUGACUAGCUCUACCAGAACAUUUGAAACUCAAAGAAGACAGUUUCUUCCGGGUUCCUAAAGGCA